Molecule: messenger RNA, 1124 nt
Organism: Tilletiaria anomala UBC 951
Lineage: Eukaryota; Fungi; Basidiomycota; Exobasidiomycetes; Georgefischeriales; Tilletiariaceae
Exons: 2
Coding region: 148-1014 (288 amino acids)
Source: RefSeq, a predicted model, not a curated record
CUGCAAUUACGCGUACGACGAUUAUUGAUAUUCGACUCACUCUAUUCUCGCUCGAAUGUUGCGAUCGUAUUAAAUGUACAGGUAGCUUCGAAGCAUUUGGGGGCUGCAACGUCUGCUUCGUGCUUCAUUCCUUCCUGGACCAUCAAGAUGCCUCACAAGCGACGAAAGUUUUCAGACCGUCAGGCAACGCGGGAGUUUGCCGGUAAUGACUUUGCUCCCUCAAGUGGAUUUGACAUCAGCAAGGAGGCUCUACCGAAGGGGAAAAUGAACAUUCUCAAUGCAGGCAAGAUCCAGGCUGCUUACCGUGAGCGGCGAAAGCAAUCAGAGCAAGGUGCUAGUCAGAAGAAAGGCGAAGCCUCAUCUGAUCCACAGCCAUCAAAUCGAUUGAGCGCUUCAGGAAAAUCCAAGGGAAAAGCAGCUGCCGUCGCUGACGAAAAAGAGGACCCGACCAGGAUGCGUAUCCGCGAAGGAGAAAGGUUGCGCGACUUUAAUGCACGUGUGGAACAAGCCUUUGCAUCAACCAUCAGCGCAGCAGCACGCAGCGCCUCGAAGCAUGCCCAAAAUCAGAAGAAGCGCAAGCGGCGAAAAGAAGGUGGGGACGGAGGCAGUGACGAGGACAGCAAUGCCGGCGAUACCGAUGGUGCGCGGCAGAAGCGGAAGGAGAAUGCACAGCAGGCCGAGGCGCGAGAGAAGCGUGAACGCGACGAGCUCCGCGCUCAAAGAGAGUCAAUACGCCAUGACGGUGAAGACCGUGAGUUUGCGACAUUAUCGCAGCGCAAGAGCGUCCGGGACGUCGUUAUGGCGCCGCCGACUCUCAAAGCCGGCAAAUUCAGCAAGGCCUCUGCUGGCGCCUCCGCAGACCGACCCGGGAAGAGGAUUGGCGCGGAUAUGAAACAGGAGCAGUCCAAGAGAGCUCAGGAGCGCAUGCUUGCAGAGGAGCGGGAACGUGUUAUUCAGACGUACCGCAAGAAGAAGGACGACGAGCAAAAGCAACGGCUCGGCAUGAAGCCAUAAGCCUUUACCGGGUUUUUUUUUGUUUUGCUUUGGAUUUGUUUUUCGUUGAAUACCAUUGAGGCUCCCUCCCACCGUACAAAGCAGCAAAGCUUGACCUUUAUCUUGUCAUG